Carya illinoinensis is the source of this 877-nucleotide messenger RNA. Its product is annotated as dirigent protein-like. The record is from RefSeq and is a predicted model, not a curated record. The transcript has a single exon. Lineage: Eukaryota; Viridiplantae; Streptophyta; Magnoliopsida; Fagales; Juglandaceae. The coding region runs from base 88 to 657 and encodes 189 amino acids.
AAUGUUAGUCCCUAAGUCCCCUCGAAGCAUGAUCUAGUUUCUUGCAUGCUCUUUCUAACCCAUUAUCCAUUGAACUAGCUAACAGUAAUGGAGUCUAAAAAUAUUCCAUUUCUAGCUUUCGUCCUCCUGAUCUUUCUAUUCGUUGUAUCCAGUACCGCUGCACCCGCCGGGAAAAUCAAGGCUCGACUGCCUUGUAAAAGGUUGGUUUUCUAUUUCCAUGACAUUCUUUUCAAUGGCAGAAACUCGAAGAAUGCAACUUCGGCCAUUGUAGGUGCACCAGCUUGGGCCAACACAACAAUAAUGGCAGGACAGAACCAUUUUGGUGACUUGGUUGUGUUCGACGACCCCAUUACGUUGGACAACAAUCUGCACUCAACCCCAGUUGGUCGUGCCCAAGGGUUUUAUCUUUACGACCGAAAGGAUAUUUUCACAUCAUGGUUAGGGUUCUCAUUUGUUUUCAACUCUACACAGCAUAAGGGGAGCAUAAACUUCGCCGGAGCAGAUCCGAUAAUGGACAAGACCAGGGAUAUUUCAGUGGUUGGUGGCACUGGUGAUUUUUUCAUGUCUAGAGGGAUAGCCACUUUGAUGACUGAUGCCUUUGAGGGAGAAGUUUAUUUCCGGCUUCGUGUUGAUAUUAAGUUGUACGAGUGUUGGUGACAACAUGAUCGAUUUGAUUGCGAGCCAUGCAUCGAUCUGCAUGCAUGCAUUAAUCAUUCUGUAGUAGUUCCAUUUCAUCAUCCGAUCGUCAGUUUCAUCCGAAAUAAUUAUAUCCAAUUUGGGUUAGCUCCAUGAUUUCCUAAACUUUUUGUAUCAUGAUGAAAUAGUUAUCAAUUUUCAUCAAUACUGAAUAACAGAUUUUCUCAAUUAUUUACCUGAA